AGGUCAUAAUGGCAGAAGAAGAAAUUAAUGAAGACCAUCCAGCAGAAAUCCAUGAGUAUUUAUCAGCAUUUGAGAAUUCCAUUGGUGUUAUAGAUGACAUGCUGAAGACCAUGAUGUCUGUUUCUAGAAAUGAGUUGUUGCAGAAGUUGGACCCACUUGAACAUGCAAAAGUGGAUUUAGUUUCUGCUUACACAUUAAAUUCAAUGUUUUGGGCUUAUUUGGCAACUCAGGGAGUUAAUCCUAAGGAACACCCAGUAAAGCAGGAAUUGGAAAGAAUCAGAGUGUACAUGAACAGCGUCAAGGAAAUAACUGAUAAGAAGAAGGCUGCCAGGCUGGACAAAGGUGCAGCUUCAAGAUUCGUGAAAAAUGCCCUCUGGGAACCAAAACCUAAAAAUGCAUCCAAAGUUGCUAGUAAAGAAAAAAGUAGCCGA
Messenger RNA from Myotis daubentonii (Daubenton's bat), 431 nucleotides. RefSeq names its product nuclear nucleic acid-binding protein C1D-like. The annotation marks the transcript as partial. The transcript has a single exon. Lineage: Eukaryota; Metazoa; Chordata; Mammalia; Chiroptera; Vespertilionidae. The record is from RefSeq and is a predicted model, not a curated record.